UGUGGUGAGUGCUACUUAUAAUCCGAUAUAAGUAGUAUAUCAGGAACGAAGUAACAACAUGUUUGGCACACUGAAAAGAGCAAUCAAAGAAGAGAACCAUGAGAAAAAUGUUGCCAUAUGAUGCAGAAUCCAAGAAGCUAUCGAAUGAGACGAUAUUCGACCAAUUCGUCAAGGAUGUGGUGAAGAUGUGCAAAUGGCCGGUUUAGAAUAUGGUAUUCCAAAUUUAGCUAUGUACCAUACGUUUCACCAAAUAAACAAUCCUUUCAGUCUCCUCAGUCUUGUCUUCUUCACAUUUGGUGUCGCUGCCUCUGUCGGAGAUGAAGGUGCCGUGGCCGCAGGUGUUCGAGGAUGGAGAUGUGCGGACGUUCCUCAGGGACUUCGAAGCUGUCGCGGAGCUGGUUGGAGUGCAGGAGCAGAAGGCGAAGCUGGUGGUCUUGGGAACGCUGCUGAGGGGCCGCGCGAAGGCUGCGUACGACAACGCUCGGGAGCUGGAAGGUGAGGCGGCGUGGGACAAGGUCGUCGAGAGGCUCGUGUGCGAGUUCGACAGCCCUGCGGACAGACAAGAGGCGCUGCAGAAGUUUCGGACGCUGAGACUUGGCCAGGAUGGGGAUCCGUUGGUUCUCGCAGUAACGCUGACGAAUCACCUGCGACGCGCGUUACCCACCCUAGACGAAGAUUCACGGGAGCAGUUGCUUGCAUCUCAGUUCCUCGAAUGCGU
This is a messenger RNA of Trichobilharzia szidati, 718 nucleotides long. NCBI's taxonomy places the organism in Eukaryota, Metazoa, Platyhelminthes, Trematoda, Strigeidida, Schistosomatidae. The record is from the annotation of a GenBank genome assembly.